Entrophospora candida is the source of this 227-nucleotide messenger RNA. NCBI's taxonomy places the organism in Eukaryota, Fungi, Glomeromycota, Glomeromycetes, Entrophosporales, Entrophosporaceae. The record is from the annotation of a GenBank genome assembly.
AUUACGAAGUCACUGGCCCAGUUUGUAUCAAAAGUUGGCAUCAAAUGUUUCCUGAGCAGGUGAAAAAACUGUUCACCAUGUUGGCUAUCAAUUUCAACACAUUAACAGAUAUUUAUCAUGAUGCUAAGGAUUUUGAUAACGGUUUGUGUGUCAUUUUACCCUUUGGUGAACUUGGAAGAGGCGAUACUCUUUGCUAUAAAUUUUUUAUCCUAAUCAAAAUUAGGUGA